This is a messenger RNA of Trichomonas vaginalis G3, 1284 nucleotides long. RefSeq names its product WD repeat-containing protein family. Gene Ontology annotation, molecular function: protein binding. The record is from RefSeq and is a predicted model, not a curated record. The transcript has a single exon. The coding region runs from base 1 to 1284 and encodes 427 amino acids. Lineage: Eukaryota; Parabasalia; Trichomonadida; Trichomonadidae.
AUGUCAUACCUGAGUGCCGAUCAAAUUCAAGGAAUAUUAACAAACCUAGCCUCUGAGUACGACCAACUUCUUGAAAACAGAACGAAGCUCCAGAAUGACUGCACAAAACUUCGCGAAUUUAUCGAUUCCCAAAUUCAACAAAUUCAAAACCUCAACUCUGAUUUCGAAAAAUUACGUGCUGAAUAUAUGCAACACCAGGAAGAAUUUGCAGCCCAAGAAAUACAUGCUGCCCAAAGACAACAACCGGCUCCUGAAACAGAAAAGCCUCAAUCACCAAUGGAGGAAGACCAGCAAGAUUGGAAGGCCACCCCACUACCAGGCUCCGAGAAAUGUCCUGUUUACAUAUCUCUUGUUGCUGAAAUUGUUGAUUUUUCAAUCAUCUGCGCGACAGCCUAUUCUCCUGAUGGAACCUGCUUAGCUAUCGGAUCAAAUGCAAUGAGAAUUUACAAUACCGAAAACGAUAAAUUUAUCCUUCAAUUUCAAAUUGAAGGCGAUAGCAGCCAGCCAAACUUCAUCCGUUCCAUUGCAUGGACACCCCAUGGCAAUCAGUUAAUUUGUGGUGGCGAAGACCGCAAGCUUCGCGUUUUUGAACUCACAGAAGGUCAAGAAGAAAAUGCAACCCCAAUCAGAACAAUUGAUUCCGAAGCAAGCAUAUUCCAAAUUAAAUUCAUAUCCGACGGUAAGUACUUUGUUACAGCAGCAGGCGAUGGUUCCCUCUGUCUUUGGGAUGCUCUUACAUACUCCAAGCUUUGGACUCAUAAGAGAAUCGUAGAAAAUGUUGUUGCUGCUUCUUUAGCAGUUUCUACAGAUAACAAACUCGUCGCGGUCGGUUAUGAUGAUAAAAACGUAUGUAUUUUCGAUAUAGACCAAAGAAAACUCUUACUUACUUCAGAAUGCCAUGCCGCUGGUGUUUACGCUAUAGUAUUUAUACCAAAUACACACCGUUUGAUCACUUCCUCCUUAGAUGCAUCAAUCAAGAUUUGGGACAUCGUCGAAACAGGUGGAAAUUACGAAAUGAAGCUUCUUAAUACAAUUAAACAGCACACAGACUACGUCUUGGCUGUUGCCGUUGAUCCAACUGGUAAAUGGUUGUUAUCCGGUUCAAAGGAUAUGACAAUGAAGCUUAUCAACCUUGAAAUGGGUCAGGCUCUUUAUAGUAUCAAGAGCCACUCCAAUUCAAUCAUUUCUUGUGAUUUUAAUCCAACAUCUUUGGCAUUUUGCUCUGGAUCUGGAGAUAAAACAGUUAAGAUCUGGAACAUUUCACCACCAGAUGCUGUUGAGUAA